This is a messenger RNA of Lactuca virosa, 381 nucleotides long. Lineage: Eukaryota; Viridiplantae; Streptophyta; Magnoliopsida; Asterales; Asteraceae. The record is from the annotation of a GenBank genome assembly.
AUGGACGGUACAGGGAAGGGUUGUUGCCUUGAACAAGAAUCGAUUACUAAUGCACACAAGGUGCUCGACAUAAUGUCUCUGUUAGGUGUUCACCCCGAUGAGACCACUUUUGGCUACCUUGUCUAUCUAUAUGCAACAACAGGACUUGAGAACAAGAUGAUUGAACUACAAGACUUGGUAUCUAGUGUGAUCCCUGUUUUCAAGUCGGCUGCUGAAGAGUUGUUAAACACUUCCGGCCUAAAACCAGUAGAGCUUCUUGCAAAGGCACUUGCCAAGAGCAUUGGGUAUACUAAAAUGAAGCACAUGUCACUCUUAUCAUCUAUGGAAAAUCAUGUCACGUUGCAUCUUGAGGCUGGAAGACCUGUUUACACACCUUCGUAA